Messenger RNA from Candidula unifasciata, 995 nucleotides. The record is from the annotation of a GenBank genome assembly. NCBI's taxonomy places the organism in Eukaryota, Metazoa, Mollusca, Gastropoda, Stylommatophora, Geomitridae.
AUGAUUAUGUGUUGUCUAAUUAUUGUCUGUAUUAUGUGUUGUCUAAUUAUUGUCUGUAUUAUGUGUUGUCUGUAUUAUUGUCUGUAUUAUGUGUUGUCUAAUUAUUAUCUGUAUUAUGUGUUGUCUAAUUAUUGUCUGUAUUAUGUGUUGUCUAAUUAUUGUCUGUAUUAUGUGUUGUCUAAUUAUUGUCUGUAUUAUGUGUUGUCUAAUUAUUAUCUGUAUUAUGUGUUGUCUAAUUAUUGUCUGUAUUAUGUGUUGUCUAAUUAUUCUGUAUUAUGUUGUAUUAUGUGUUGUCUAAUUAUUGUCUGUAUUAUGUGUUCUUGUCAAAGUUCUGAGUUUGUCUGCUCCAAUCUGGCCUGUGUUUCCUUGGAGCUCGUAUGUAAUGGCAUCCCAGAUUGUAUAGAUGGAAGUGAUGAACAUGCAUCUUGUGCGUGCACAGAUAGUCAAUUCCAGUGUCCCAGUGGUCAGUGUGUACCCAGUUCUGCUGUUUGUGACCAACACUACGACUGCUUGGACAAGGGUGACGAGGCUGUUUGUCCAGACUGUGCUGGCUUCAGAUGUGUGUCCAACAACGUUUGUCUCUGGGACCGCAUGUCCAGCAGAUGUAACCAGGUGUUUGAUUGUGUCGAUUUCAGUGACGAGCUGAACUGUGAAAGUUUUCCAUCACGAUAUCGUUGCUCAAAUGGAGUAAGCAUACACAACUCCAAAGUCUGCGAUGGACUGGAUGAUUGUGGGGAUAAUUCUGAUGAACACAAUUGUGUUUGCAAAGAAAAGAGACGGUUCUCCUGCUCAGACAAACCAGGCAAAUGUAUCCCAGCUACCUGGGUAUGUGACGGACAUCCUGAUUGUUUCCAGGCCACUGACGAGGACAGCUGUGUGAAGCUGACAUCAGAUAACCAGCUGCAGGUCAUGCUGGGAGGCCGUAUGUAUCCUGUGUGUUCAGAUGAUUGGACACAUACACACAGCAAGUGGGCCUGCGAUGCCCUGCACUCCAG